Molecule: messenger RNA, 708 nt
Organism: Plenodomus lingam JN3
Lineage: Eukaryota; Fungi; Ascomycota; Dothideomycetes; Pleosporales; Leptosphaeriaceae
Source: RefSeq, a predicted model, not a curated record
AUGCCUUCGUACAAUAGUGAUCCUGUAAUCGACGAAGCUAAGGCUCCGGAACGCGACAUAUUCCAGUGCAACUUGGAACUUCCCAACAGCCUUGCGCUGGGCACUGCCAAACCCAGCAUCAACCCUGUCCGUAAUGCCAUUGAAUCCAUAAGCAUUGGUAAUGCAAUAGCAGGUGUAGACAAAGUGAAAGCCGCCAUUGUCAAAGCCUCCAUCAAGCCUCCUUCCAUCAAGUCUCUGACAAUCAUCAUUGAUACGGGUCCUGAUGAUGUCUCGCUGGGCCUGGGUGCAGUCGACUCCGCCGAAACAGUUUCCCUCGUAGCGAGCCUCGUUUCGCCAGGGGAAGCAGAGGAACAAACUGAUGAAUUGUUUUUGGGGCGUGGUAUAGCCGAAAGCUUUCGAUUGCUGAGCUGGCCACACUGCGUAAGUGAAAUGGCCGCUGAAACAACUGUAAAUCCUAUCGCAGCAUCAUCUAAGCUAUCCACAAUCUUCCAUCAAGGCUGGGCCAACACAAUCUCAGUUAUCAGCGUUGAAUAUGGCGGCGACGCAGCUAAGGAGGAUUUCCAGCCGGGCUAUAGAGGCUUUAGACAGCCCCUUAGAACCAGACAGAAGCUCUUUCUGUGUAGCGUCAUCACGAAGAGCAAGAAGAAGGUGGACUUAGGCGUUGUACGGCGUUGUCAGCACAACUCAUGUAUCGUAGACACUGAAUGA